Molecule: messenger RNA, 3849 nt
Organism: Oncorhynchus tshawytscha (Chinook salmon)
Lineage: Eukaryota; Metazoa; Chordata; Actinopteri; Salmoniformes; Salmonidae
Source: RefSeq, a predicted model, not a curated record
ACUACUGGUGUUUGGAGGACCUCUACAGGGAGCUGGUCAGGGUGUAUGUUGAGGCCAUGGUGUCUCUCCAGGGUCGCCCUCCUGACCCAGCCACUGUGGAGGGAUGUGCUCACCUCAAACCCAACAACUUCCUGCUUGCCUGGCACACGCCCUUCAAUGAGAAAGGUUCUGGGUUUGGAGCAGCCACCAAGGCCAUGUGUGUGGGGAUGAAGUACUGGCAGCCUGAGAGGCUAGACAACCUAGUGGAGGUCAGCAUUGAGAUGGGGCGCAUGACCCACAACCACCCUACAGGUUUCCUGGGCUCUCUGACCACGGCUCUGUUUGCAUCGUACGCGGUGCAGGGCAAACCGCUGGUGACCUGGGGUCGCGACCUCAUGAAGGUCAUCCCCAAGGCCGAGGAGUACUGUAAGAAGACCAUACGCCACAUGGCAGAGUACCAGGAGAAGUGGUUCUACUUUGAGGCUAAGUGGCAGUUCUACCUGGAGGAGAGAGGCGUGGAGGAGGAGGGGCAGAACAAGCCCCUGUUUCCUGACACCUACAACGCUGAGGAGACAGACAAGGUGUAUAAGCGCUGGAGCUCAGAAGGUCGGGCUGGACGGAGAGGUCAUGAUGCUCCCAUGAUAGCCUACGAUGCUCUCCUGGCCUCAGGCUCCGACUGGACCCAGCUCUGCCGCCGCGCCAUGUUCCACGGAGGGGAGAGCAGUGCCACAGGGCUGAUAGCAGGCUGUCUGUACGGUCUCCUGUUCGGCCUGUCCCAGGUCCCUGAAGGGCUGCACCAGGAUGUGGACCGACGCACGCGGCUGGAGGAGCUCGGAGCAGAACUGUACAAGGCAGCCUCUGCAGAGAGGAGCACAGAGAAAGCAGAGAGAGCAGUGAUUGCAGGGCCAUCAGGCCUCAUUGUGGACACCAGAACUCUGAGGAGGCUGGUUUGGGACCGGACGACCCGCCCGGAGCUCAGAGGGAUUCUGGAGAGCCUGUUCCACUACCUAACCCAGGACCUGCCCGGCCGGAGCCCCACCGCGAGGCCCCCUGAGAGGUUAGGGCUGGAGGUCAGUGUGGGGUUGGAGGUGCCCCAGUUCAGCAGGUGUGGAGGUCGACCAGCAGGGAGCGACGUCUCAAGACGCCUCACCUCCUUCCAGCUUCUCCAGGCCAAGUUCCUGAGGAACACCCCCAACCCUCCGCUCACUCACCGCCGGGAGGUGGGGGCCCUGGCACUGUCCUCCAGAGGGGGUGGAGGGGGAGGCUGUGGGAGCCAGAGCCAUGGCAGAGAGACCCCUAGUGGACAGGUUGAGGGCUGCAUUCCCAAAACAGGACGUAGAGUGAGAAAGGGGAACACUGUUAAGGAUGUGCUGGCCAGGUUUGCUGCAGCAACGCAGAAAGAGAGGGGAGGGGCCACACAGGGGGGAGGAGCGUCGAAAAGACCCCGACCGAUCGGCAAGGGGCAGCUACUGUCUGCCAUAAUGGACAAGUUUGAAACCAUGGCGACGGUGCACCGGGGAAGUGACGUGAGUUGCCAGAAGAAAAGCUCCUCUCCUGGUACCAGCUCAUCUGGACGUGUCAACGAAUUAGUGAGUCGUCAGGAAGAAGAGGGACAACAGUGCUUAGGUCAACCCGUCAAAGGUCAGAGUUCAGUGAAGCAACAGGUUAAGAGUAAAGGCUGGGGACAGCCGAGGAAACAGAACCCCUCUGGAGUACAGGAAGGAGAUAGAGGAUCAGAGAAGACAGUAGCUGGUCUGAAGGACUCACUUCAACACAGAAAAGGGAGGAACUGGAAUCAGAAGGUGAAAGGUCACUCUGUAGUCAAUAAGCAGAUAAGGGGUCCAGGUUCAGAUCAAGAAGCUGAAGGUCAGAUUCAGGAUUCAAUUAAGGUGGUAGAAGUUUGGGGUGCGAAUCAACAGGUAGAGACUCUGGGUACGAACCAACAGGUAGAAACUCUGGGUACGAACCAACAGGUAGAGAUUCAGGGUACGAACCAACAGGUAGAGACUCUGGGUACGAACCAACAGGUAGAGAUUCAGGGUACGAACCAACAGGUAGAGACUCUGGGUAUGAACCAACAGGUAGAGACUCUGGGUACGAACCAACAGGUAGAGAUUCAGGGUACGAACCAACAGGUAGAGACUCUGGGUACGAACCAACAGGUAGAGAUUCAGGGUACGAACCAACAGGUAGAGACUCUGGGUAUGAACCAACAGGUAGAGACUCUGGGUACGAACCAACAGGUAGAGACUCUGGGUACGAACCAACAGGUAGAGACUCUGGGUACGAACCAACAGGUAGAGACUCUGGGUACGAACCAACAGGUAGAGACUCUGGGUACGAACCAAGAACAGAUUGUUAGCUCAGGUCAAAGACGAGAAGGCCAUGGUUCAGAAUUUAACAAGGAGCUAAAGGUUCAGAGUGAAAACAUUGAAGUUAAGGCCUCAGUGGGUCAGGAAGUGGUGGUACAGGCUUCACAUCAGGAAAAUGAGGAUCCUGAUCAAGACAGUGAAGUUGAAGUUUCAGGUCAGGAGCUCAAGGCACAGGUUACAGGUCAGGAGGUCAAGGCACAGGUUUCAGAUAAGGAAUUAAAGGUACAGGUCUUAGGUCAGGAGCUCAGCUAUGUGCAGGUAGAGCUGCUCUGCUCUGCUGCAGUGGUCCAGUGGUCUCCCCCAGCACCCCAGGUAGGGAUACCUGAGGUAGAGGCCUUGCAGUCUGUGUACCUGGCAACGCUUCUCCCUUGUUCUCCUGUGUGGGCACUAGCUUCCUCUGUGGAUCCACCAGCACAGAAAUACUCAGGGUUAGGGUCCAAAACCAGGACCCUGGAAGGCUCACAUCUCUCCUACCCCUGUAAAAAACAGUACAUGGAUCCACCCCAACCCCGGUCCACCCAGAGAGGCCAGCCCAGAUACCCCAUCCCUAGGAGGGCCCACGGCUCAGAAUCAGAACCAUCAGAACUGGGCCAGGCCCAUAAUGCCAGCCUCUCACCCCCACCUUCUGAAUCUACGACCCCUGAUGUCAUGACCUCUGUCCCCACAACCCCUGAUCUUGACCUUUGCUUCCUGCCAUCAGCGCCCACAACGUCCAACCAGGAGCACCGCCCACAUGAAGCCAAACAGGAAGUAAAUGUCCUCAUGGCACUGCAAAGUGGGGAGGGGGAGGUGACAUGUCAGGAGGGGGAGGGGCAGGGUAGCGCUGUGAUGUCACACAAAGAUGAUGUCAUCACUAUGCGUGGUUCAAGUGUUGCAGAGCCAGAAAGACUACAGACAGAAAAGCAGGAGAGACCAAAGUACAGGACGUUAAACUACAGCGACCCUUCUGCGAAACUGAUUUAUAAACCCAGAAUCAUCCGAUUCACAGAUACCUUUAAUUUCUAAGUCACUCGUCCACUCACUCUGACUUCAGUGAUGCGUCCGUCUGUGAAGGAUAAAAGCCUUCUGAACUUUCUCUCUCCUCACAGUGAAACACAAUACACCUUCAAGGUCAUGCUAGCUAUCCCAUGUGUUGCUGUCCUCAAAGCCGUGGGGUUGCAGGAAGCAGCCUACGCUCUACGUGUGGUGAUUACUCAGAAGCUGUGUAAUGCUCUAAGUAGAGUAGAGUAGCGUGUGUGUGUGUGUGCGUGCGUGUGUGUGUGUGUGUGUGCUUGCGUGUGUGUGUGUGUUGUCCGUACUGUAACAGUGGAAAGACAAACAGAACAGUGGUGUUAAACAUUGACUAAGCUAAGCCUAAUCUUUAGAAUGGGAUUUUCGUGGAAAACAAUGUGAAGCAAUAAUAUCAGGACUUAAACUGUAGCUAUGACAACCGAGUCAAACGAACCUCUGCUCUUUAUCAGAUUAAAGAAACUCAAUCCCUUAUCUUGUAGUUAUUGUA